CUGCUGUCAAGGAGGUUUAAGGCGGCUGACGUCCCAUUGGAGUUUGAGGAGUUUCACCUGAGUGAGGUGCAGCACAUGGACAGCAACGAGAAGCUGGAGCAGGUGUUAGCCUCCAUGAAGACCAACAGGGUGGCCAUGAAAGGAAAGGUAAACACCCCCAUGGAGUUUAAAGGGGAGCUGGCUGGCUUUGAGAUGAAAAUCAGGCGUAGACUGGACCUGUUUGCCAAUGUGGUUCACGUGAACAGCCUGCCUGGCUAUAGCACCCGCCACAACUACCUGGACCUGGUCAUUAUCCGAGAGCAGACCGAGGGAGAGUACAGCUCUCUGGAGCACGAGGGUGUUCCUGGAGUGAUUGAAUGUCUGAAGAUUAUCACCAGGGAAAAGUCUCGGCGCAUCGCCAAGUUUGCCUUCGACUACGCCACCAAGAAGGGUCACAGCAAGGUCACGGCUUUCCACAAGGCCAACAACAUGAAGCUUUCAGAUGGCCUGUUCCUACAGUGCUGUGCCGAGUUGGCAGAGCUGUAUCCCAAGAUCAAAUACGACAACAUUAUUAUAGACAACUGUUGCAUGCAGCUGGUCCAGAACCCAUACCAGUUUGACGUGCUGGUGAUGCCCAACCUCUAUGGCAACAUCAUUGACAACCUGGCAGCUGGGCUGGUCGGCAGGACAGGAGUGGUCCCAGGAGAGAGCUAUAGUGCCGAGUACGCCGUGUUUGAGACUGGAGCGCGACACCCCUUUGCCCAGGCUGUGGGCAGGAACAUCGCCAACCCCACGGCCAUGCUGCUCAGCGCUGCCAACAUGCUCCAUCACCUCAACUUGGAAUACAACUCCAACAUGGUGUCAGACGCUGUCCGGAGGGUCAUCAAACAGGGCAAGGUGCAGACACAAGACCUGGGCGGUUACAGCACGACCGGGGACUUUGUGCAAGCCAUUGUGGGGAACCUCCGCCACCGACCCGCAUACUAAAGAAGUCCUGGUCCCAUGAACAGCCCUUUACCCUGAACUGGACGGCCAACCAAAUAUGAUCUGGAUAUAUUGAACCCCAUAUCGCCAUAUAUCCCCUAAUAACUUUGCCACAACUGUUUUGCUCCCUGUCCCACUAAACUAAUUCUCCUUACAUCACUCUUGGCAGCUCUUGUUCCUCUUCUCCGCUUCUCACAUUCCUCAUAACACGCUCUGCACAUCCUCUGAGGGUUUCUGUUUCUCGAUUUGGCCAUUUAUGCUGCUGUGACCUUCUCUAUUUUCUCCCAGUCUUUUCCUUGCUGAACACUUUCUCCAACUUCAUGUCAACCGGUUCUUUUGUACUGCCUCUGCUGUUGGAUGCACUCUUCUAUCAGCUCUACUACCUCUAUAGUGUUCUCUGUAUCUGUUGGCUACCACCUCCUCUCUUUCCCUUUACUCUCCUACUCUGCCUUCUCUCUACACUGUUUCCUUGUUUGUGCUGUGGACAUGCAUAGGGUUUUAUAUUAAAUUGAUCACCACUAAUCUAGCCUUGCAGUCCACACUGGUUGUGCUGCAGGUUGUUCAGCAGUAUUGAUCAAGCUGGUUUUGUGCCACGAGGACAAUUUACCAAGACCAAAUCAAGUGAAAUCUUAUCACUGCGUAAGUGGACUUCGGGUCUUCCAUUUCACAGCAAUGAGUUGUGGCAGGCAUUAUAAAGUGCCUUGUUCAUAACUACGUGCAGUGUCCAUGGACAAAGGAUAACUGGCCUUUUGCAAUAACAGCCUUAGUCACGUCAAGAAAACCUGCUGUAGUUACUAUAUAAAAAAAAUAAAAAACUGGACUGUUUCUCACAAACACACACCGCCACUGUUGUAAAAUCAGCAGAAUGCGGAGGUCAUUCCUGUGAAGGGAGAACAUUUUCAGUGUUUACAAUCAAUGUUUUCACAUUGUUGCGUUAGCAGGGAUGCUAACAAGCUGAACUGUGAAAUUGGCUAGCUUCACUGAACCCUAUUCACUCAUACUCAAUUCAUAAUCACUAGUUAUUAAAAACUAAAAUGUCUUAAUA
Molecule: messenger RNA, 2008 nt
Organism: Salmo salar (Atlantic salmon)
Lineage: Eukaryota; Metazoa; Chordata; Actinopteri; Salmoniformes; Salmonidae
Source: RefSeq, a predicted model, not a curated record